CCUGCUUAAACUCAUCAGUUCAAUUCCAACCAUCAAACAAUGAAGAGCUUUGCAAUCCUAUCUGUUCUAGCGUCCUGUGUUCUCGCCGACGGUCCUGCAGGACACCAUGGACAUCAUACAGGAGUUCAUCACGCUCCAGUACAUCAUGGAUCUUUUGUACAACAUGCACCAGUUCAUCAUGCCCAAGUACACCAUGCCCCAGUACACCAUGUCCCAGUCCACCAGGCCCCUGUUCAUCACUCCCCUGUUUUCCAUCAGGCCCCUCUUGUGAAACAGGCCCCCGCUCCCCCAGCUGGAAAUAUUGCUGAACUAGUUGUUGCAUCUCCUGAGUUUUCAACCCUAUUGGCAGCUGUUCAAGCCGCUGGUCUUGUUGAUACUCUUGCCGGAGAGGGUCCCUUCACAGUCUUUGCUCCCACUAACGGAGCUUUCGAGAAGAUUCCCCAAGAGACUCUUCAGGGACUUCUAGCUGACAAAGAUGCUCUUACUGCUGUUCUUCUUCGUCACGUUGUUCCAGGAGCCGCUCUUCAGGGUAAAGAUGUCCCCAGUGGAAGCACUCCUCUAACCACCGCUGGUGGUGCCGUUAUUACCGCCGAAAGGUCAAACUUUAUCCAGGUUACCAGCGAGGCUGGGUCAGCUUUUGUCACAAGAUUUGAUAUUCUUGCCAGUAAUGGUGUCAUUCAUGCCAUUGAUACAGUUAUAUAAAUUGUCUUUUAUUUGAUUAUUGUUAAAUAAAUGUUAAAAGUUUA
This is a messenger RNA of Eurytemora carolleeae, 746 nucleotides long. RefSeq lists its product as uncharacterized. The record is from RefSeq and is a predicted model, not a curated record. Lineage: Eukaryota; Metazoa; Arthropoda; Copepoda; Calanoida; Temoridae. The coding region runs from base 40 to 702 and encodes 220 amino acids. The transcript has 2 exons.